Eleginops maclovinus (Patagonian blennie) is the source of this 3399-nucleotide messenger RNA. Its product is annotated as RCC1 and BTB domain-containing protein 1-like. The coding region runs from base 73 to 1851 and encodes 592 amino acids. The transcript has 14 exons. Gene Ontology annotation, molecular function: protein binding. NCBI's taxonomy places the organism in Eukaryota, Metazoa, Chordata, Actinopteri, Perciformes, Eleginopidae. The record is from RefSeq and is a predicted model, not a curated record.
AGAAGACGCCACAGUUUUGUAAGGCAGCUCUUCUGUUGACAACACCAGGGAGACAUCGGUUGAUUCGUUGUCAUGGAGCGAUGCUUUAGUGUCAGCAGGGAUGGUUCAGCCCCUUCUCCUCCAUCGUCACCUCCCCCUCCACCUCCUCCUUACAGCCUCCCUUCUCCUCGUCAACCCCCUCCCGUUCCUCCCUCCUCUCCCCUGUCAGCCGUGACUGCUCCUCCCCGACGGGAAAGGCUGAGUAUUUCAGGAGCCAUGGUGGACGUCAGUAAGUGGCCCCUGUUUUCUCUGCUGAGCGCUGAGGAACUGGCCUCAGUGCGACAGGCCUGUGUGUUUGGGACCUCUGCUAAUGAAGCCAUUUACAUCACACAUGCUAAUGAGGUGUUUGUGUUUGGGUUGAACAGCAGUAGCUGCCUGGGUACAGGAGACAGUCUGAGCACCAUAGUGCCGAAGAAGCUGGACUUCCUGCGGGGGAAGAAGGUGGUCAGCCUGAGCUAUGGGAGUGGGCCUCAUGUCCUGCUGGCUACAGAGGACGGACAGCUGUUUGCAUGGGGCCACAACGGCUACAGUCAGCUGGGGAACGGAAACACCAACCAGGCUCUGUCUCCGCUGCUGGUCACCGCAAACCCUCAGAACAAGAAAGUGAGGGAGGUGGCGUGCGGCUCGCAUCACUCCAUGGCGCUCACUCAGGACGGAGAGGUGUUUGCAUGGGGUUAUAAUAACUGCGGCCAGAUUGGCUCGGGGUCCACAGCGAACCAGCCUUACCCCAGGAAAGUCACCGGCUGCUUGCAGGGGAAGAUUGCGAUCGGCAUCUCAUGUGGACAGACCUCCUCCAUGGCUCUGAUCGACAACGGAGAGGUGUACGGCUGGGGUUAUAACGGUAAUGGACAGCUGGGUAUUGGAAACAACGGAAACCAGCUGACGCCUUGCCGCCUCUCUGCACUCCAGGGGCAGUGCAUGCAACAGAUUGUGUCGGGCUACAGCCACUGCCUGGCCCUUACUGACGAGGGGAUGCUGUACGCCUGGGGAGCAAACACCUACGGUCAGCUGGGGACGGGAAACAAGAGCAACCACCUCAGCCCGGUGCAGAUCAUGGCCGACAAAGAGAGGAUUGUAGAGGUAGCAGCGUGCCAUUCAACACACACCUCUGCAGCCAAGACCCAAAGCGGACUGGUGUAUAUGUGGGGUCACUGUCGGGGUCAAUCCAUCCUCAUGCCACACCUCACGCACUUCACCAACACCGACGACGUCUUCGCCUGCUUUGCCACGCCCUCCGUCAUGUGGAGGCUCAUGUCUAUGGAUCACGACGACUUCAUGACGGUCUCUGAGGCUCUGAGGAAAGAGUUCGACAGCCCAGAAACGGCCGACCUUAAAUUCAGCGUUGACGGAAAGUGUAUUCACGUUCACAAAGCUGUGCUGAAGAUCAGGUGUGAGCACUUCCGGUCCAUGUUCCGCUCCCAGUGGACGGAGGACCAGCAGGACGUGAUCGAGAUCGGCCAGUUCUCCUACCCCGUCUACAGAUCCUUCCUGCAGUUCCUCUACACCGACACUGUUGACCUCCCACCUGAGGACGCCAUUGGCCUGUUGGACCUGGCCACGUCUUACUGUGAAAACCGGCUGAAGCGCCUGUGUCAGCAGAUCAUCAAGAGAGGGAUCACCGUGGACAACGCCUUCACUCUGCUGUCCGCCGCCAUCCGAUACGAUGCAGAGGACCUGGAAGUGUUUUGUUUCCGGUUCUGUGUAAACCACCUGACUCAGGUGACUCAGACUGGAGCUUUCUGGCAGGUGGACGGAGCGAUGCUCAAAGAGUUCAUCAGCAAAGCGAGCCGCUGCGGAGCCUUCAAGAACUGAGUGGAGCUCUUUAGGAUGUCUAAGACUAUAUCCUGACCGACUGGAUGUGCUCUGGAUGUAGUAUCAACUCCAAAGCAUCAGGUCUGAUCACAUUCCUGAGGGCACACAUGCAGCCUCGAUCAUGAGAAGGACUGGAAUUUAAGCUUCAUUAUCGACGGAUCUGAAGUCAGCACUUUGGAUAAUUCCUCGGGAGUCACUCGGCAAAGUCAUGGCGCCUUUUCCUCUCCCACUGCGUUGCGUUCUUUACAUGCUGUAUGUUUACUUGAAUAUAUGUUUUCUCUGCCAGUGCUUCCUGUGCUUAAGUUGAUAUUAUAGACCAAAAGCCUGGAAGGAAGAGGAAGCAGUUGUCUCUGGAAGGGAAGCUUUGAUGACUGACAGGAGAUCCACUGUUGGUAAAUAGUGUGCAUUUCUGUCAUUUCCUGUGUACAGUCUUAGGCAAAAGUCCUUGGGUGAGUCCCGUUACACGAGCCAGGUCGUACUAUGGGUUGAAAUGGGUCAGUUAUUCUGCACAGUUCAAAACCGCUGUGCGAUGUAUAAUAAUGUACUUUUUAUACUCUUUUCUUUUGUAUUAAGACUUCAGUUUUUCCCUACGGCACCUGUAAGAAACGGUUGCUUCCUCUUCUACAUAUGUAGUGGAACAGUAACGGUUCAAACACUAUGUAAGGGGGAAGUUAAGUGAAAGAACGUUGCAUUAGAAGCGUUUAGGGCGCUGUUACAUCAAUAGCCGAUUGUUUCUUCCUUUCAAAAUGUAAAAUGUGUUGCAGUAUGCAUAAUAUUCCUCUCUACACUCGGACUGUCAACAAAGCAACAGUGUUUUUAUUUGUUUGUGCUUGCUAAUAUUAAUCGGGCAUAUGCAAACUCAGUUAGACCAAAAUGAUUCCCUAAUGAUUCCUCUGCAUGUACAAUGCACAAAACACUGCUAGCUAAGGCAACCUGAGUAAUGCUUUGUAGGGAUAAGUGAGAUGUUUGUUUGUAUUCUGUUUACUUUGGCAUCACUAGGUGUGGAAGGAAGAUAAAACCAUUGGAGAUCAGUUUCUGUUUCUUCUGGAGGAUUCAUUUCUUCAUGCACUCGGGUGAUUCAUAGAACCACUCCUUCCAGUAAAAAAUAAAUGACAUUGAGGUUAGUACGUGCUUUAGUGAAGCGAUGAGCAGGUUUUCAGUUUUGUUUGACAUGAAUCUGGAAGAAAAAGAUUGUUUUGCUUUCUGUAUUAAGAUAAAACAUAUAUUUUUUAUUGUGCUUUGUUAAGCAUUUCUUUACAAUCAUUUUUGUUCUGUUACAUAACUGACAUGUUUCUCUUAUAUUAAGCUAUGGAAUUACAUGUUACAGUGAAGAAAUAAAUAACUUGUUUCCAUAUAAUGCUUAUUUGGCUCCUGUUUUGUAUAAAUGAUAUCAUAAUUCUCAUCAUUUGAGGGAUUUAAUGUUUGUUUCAAACUAAAUUAAUCUUCAUUGUGUAAUAAAAGCAGCUGUUUAUUACAUAUAUAUGAAAGUAUGGUAGUGUGCUGCCAACUGGUAGAAUACAUUUCUAUUUAAUAAAAAUGAAACCACUA